UCUCCCUCCCACACAGACACACGACCCCCUCCCACCCACACGCCCGUCUCUCCUUUUCAUCUACUCUCUUUUCUACAACAAACAUGGCCGCGAAAUCAGACGGUACAGCCGUUUCUUUGCAGAAUGACAUUCCGGCGACGUGCCUCCCCGGGCUGGAGAAGCGCUCGCCACAGUGGCGUCCCGUCGGGAAGGAGUAUUCGCUCCUGGACUGCUGCUGGACCCUCUGCGCCCUCUUGGUCUUUUUCUCGGACGGGGCUUCAGACCUGUGGCUGGCUGCCGAAUACUAUCUCAGACGGGACUACUGGUGGUUCGCUCUGACACUCGUAUUUAUCAUCAUUCCGUCUGUGGUGGUGCAGGUGCUCAGCUUCCGAUGGUUCGCCUACGAUUACUCGGACGCCAACGGGAGCGGCACGGCUGCGGCUGCAUUGGUAGCGGCGUCCAAUGCGGAGAGCCACUUCAGCACCAAGGACAGCGAUCAGCGGGGCGCUGGCCGCUCCGCUGCGGUCACCGGAACCCGGAGCAAUGCUCAGAGCUGCUGCAGAGCCUGCGUGUGGCUCUUCCAAAGCUUCGUGCACGUUUUUCAGCUGGCACAGGUCUGGAGGUAUGUCCAUGCCUUAUAUCUGGGUGUGCAAAGCCGCUGGCGCGGGGACCACGAGCACAAACACUUCUACUGGCGUACGAUGUUCGAGAACGCUGACAUCAGCAUGCUGAGGUUGCUGGAAACCUUCCUGAAGAGCGCACCUCAGCUCGUUCUGCAACUCAGCAUUAUGGUCCAGACCGGCCAGGUCCUCCCUUUGCAGGGUCUGUCUGCGUCAGCCUCUCUGGUGUCUCUGGGCUGGAUGAUGGCGUCUUAUCAGAAGGCAUUGCGGGACUCUCGUGACGACAAGCUUCCCAUGUCAUAUAAAUCAGUGGUGGCGCACAUGCUGUGGCACCUGUUCACAGUGGGAGCCCGCGCCAUGGCCUUCGCCCUCUUCGUUUCCAUCUUCCAGCUCUACUUCGGCAUUUUCAUCGUAGCCCACUGGUGCGCCAUGACCUUCUGGAUCAUCCAAGGUGAGACGGACUUCUGCAUGUCCAAGUGGGAGGAAAUCAUCUACAACAUGAUGGUGGGCAUCGUGUACAUAUUCUGCUGGUUCAGCGUCCGUGAAGGCCCAACUCGGUGCCGGCUUCUGCUCUACAGCCUCAUAGUGCUGGGCGAAAACGUGGCCCUCACUGCCGUGUGGUACAUAUACCGCAGCCCGCGCACUUCGGACUUUUACGCUGUGGUGGUGGUGUGUGUGGUGGCCUGUAGCUACGCUCUGGGCACAUUUUUUAUGUUUGUCUACUACUGCCUGUUGCACCCUGACGGCCCUGUGUCUGGAGCCUAUUUCGGAUGUUGUGGCGUCCAGGUGGGGGCUGUUUCAGAUCCUUGCAUCUCGUCGCCCACCUCCGUUCCUCCUCUGGACGCGGUGAGCAGCCCGCCGAGGACUCUGCAGAGGACUAAAGGAGGAGAGUCAGUACAGAGAGAAGACAUUGGCGAUGUGUUUAAGAUGCGGACCCUUAAGGCCUCACGAACCGCCGCGCCUCGCCUCACCCCAAGGACAGAGGGGCCGGUAGUUCGUAUCGACCUUCCCAGAAAGCAGUACCCUGCCUGGGACGCCCACUUCAUUGACCGCAGGCUACGAAAAACCAUUUUGGUCCUGGAAGGUGCUGCUCCGGUCACACCGAGGAUCCAGUACCGAUGUCUAGGCACACCCAAGGAAGUGAUGGAAUAUGAGACGACAGUCUGAAACGUUCUUACCUUCUAAAAAGAUGUAAUGUAUUAGCGUGCAAAAAAAAGUCAGUUCUCUCCAGCUUUAUUUGGUGGAUU
Rhinichthys klamathensis goyatoka is the source of this 1846-nucleotide messenger RNA. RefSeq names its product XK related 7a (gene xkr7a). Gene Ontology annotation, biological process: phosphatidylserine exposure on apoptotic cell surface; apoptotic process involved in development; engulfment of apoptotic cell. Bases 84 to 1766 code for a protein of 560 amino acids. Gene Ontology annotation, cellular component: plasma membrane. The transcript has 3 exons. The record is from RefSeq and is a predicted model, not a curated record. NCBI's taxonomy places the organism in Eukaryota, Metazoa, Chordata, Actinopteri, Cypriniformes, Leuciscidae.